CCUCUGGUCUACGUCUUCGCGUCUGUCAUCGCGACAGUCCGAGUUGGACAGGGUCGGAUCAACAAGACCGUCGCGUCGUCUGGCACGUGAGCCCGCAAUGAGCAACCCUUCGGAGGCAGCAUUCGCGACUUGCCCCUGGAAGGGUGUGGUGGGUGGGGCCUCUUUUUUCCCGAAACCAGCAUGGGAGGAGGUAAAUGAGGUUGACCCGAUCGAGCCGUCGGAACGAAGACCGGCCCGGCGACCAGAAGACGCCAAUUGUCAGGCCGAGCAAGUUCAGGCAAGCGGACAA
This is a messenger RNA of Protopolystoma xenopodis, 289 nucleotides long. Lineage: Eukaryota; Metazoa; Platyhelminthes; Monogenea; Polystomatidea; Polystomatidae. The record is from the annotation of a GenBank genome assembly.